Messenger RNA from Strigops habroptila (Kakapo), 6202 nucleotides. It is a transcript of the gene MFSD11, whose product is annotated as major facilitator superfamily domain containing 11. The coding region runs from base 542 to 1891 and encodes 449 amino acids. The transcript has 16 exons. Lineage: Eukaryota; Metazoa; Chordata; Aves; Psittaciformes; Psittacidae. The record is from RefSeq and is a predicted model, not a curated record.
UCCCCCGCUCCUUACCGGCCGCGGAUCCUGGAGGAGCGCGCGCGGCAAAGCGUCUGCUAAUAUUAAUAACUCGCCCGCUGUUAAAAUUAACCGUUACGGCUCCUCCGCCGUUGACCCGGAAGGACUCGGCGGAGACGGGGAAAUUUUGAACAAUGUGUGCUGAAAACGGUUCGUGCUUUGGUGAAGAGCGUGCGUGGUGAAGUGGGCACAGGGGAGAUGAGCACAGCCCUCGUGUAAAAGUGACAAGCAGAUUCACAGAGUUUUGUCUAGGGAAUAACGUGAAAGCUGCCUCCCCCUCCCCAAAAGGUGAUUCAGAGGCUGUGGUCCGGAAUUCUGAUUUCAAACAAUGGCAAGCAACUGAGCUGAUGAACUAGCUUGGUAUUUGGGAAACUGCUUCAUCUGGGGGAAAGUGAUGUCAUGAAGAAGUAACACACUGCAGUCUGCUCUGUUAACUUCAUGGGAAAAGCAGUUAAGAGGAAACGUUUAAAAGAAAAUAGACUUUUUCCAGACUGAAGCUGAGGCCUUGGCAAGAAAACACAAGAUGUCUCCUGAAUCCAAAAACCUUUUCAACAUCAUUAUCUUGGGAGUCUCAUUUAUGUUUAUAUUCACUGCUUUCCAAACCUGCGGAAAUAUUGCGCAAACUGUUAUCACAAAUUUAAACAGCACGGACUUCCAUGGCAGUGGCUACACAAGCAUGUCCAUCAUUUAUGGAGUAUUCUCUGCAUCAAAUCUUAUCUCACCCUCAGUGGUUGCAAUAGUAGAACCUCAGCUCUCCAUGGUUGUUAGUGGUGUAUUUUAUAGCCUGUACAUUGCAGUUUUUAUCCAACCUACUACAUGGGCUUUCUACACUGCUUCUGUUUUUAUUGGCAUUGCAGCUGCUGUCCUAUGGACAGCACAGGGAAAUUGCUUGACUGUAAAUUCAGAUGAAAACACCAUUGGAAGGAACAGUGGAGUAUUCUGGGCACUCUUACAGUCCAGCUUGUUUUUUGGAAACCUCUAUAUAUACUUUGCUUGGCAAGGAAAAACUCACAUAUCAGAGAGUGAUCGCAGAACUGUCUUCAUUGCUCUGACUGUUAUCAGUCUUGUGGGCACAGUUCUGUUCUUUCUGAUUAGGAAACAAGAGGACACGAAAGCUCCAGGGGAGGAAAAUUCCACUAAUGAAAUCCCAGGGGACAGCUCGUCUGCACAAAACAAACUGACAAGAGCACUGGCUGCCUUCAAGAAAUCUAUAAAGCUGAGCUUCACCAAAGAGAUUCUGCUUCUCAGUGUGACAACAGCAUACACAGGUCUGGAAUUAACCUUCUUUUCUGGAGUAUAUGGAACGUGCAUUGGUGCUGUGAAUAGGUUUGGCAGCGAAGCAAAAAGCUUUAUUGGGCUCUCUGGUAUUUUUAUUGGUGUUGGAGAAAUUUUGGGUGGAGGAAUCUUUGGUUUGCUGAGCAAGAAGAACCGCUUUGGCCGGAACCCUGUGGUGAUGCUUGGCAUCGUUGUCCACUUCCUAGCCUUUUACUUGAUUUUUUUCAACAUGCCAAAUGAUGCCCCUAUUGCUCCUAUGGAAGGAACAGAUGAUAUUGCUUACAUGACUCCAAGCAAAAACGUGGCCAUAUUCUGCAGCUUCCUGUUGGGCCUGGGGGACAGCUGCUUUAACACCCAGCUCCUCAGCAUUUUAGGUUUCCUGUAUUCGGAAGACAGUGCUCCUGCCUUUGCCAUCUUUAAGUUUGUUCAGUCCAUCUGUGCAGCAGUUGCCUAUUUCUACAGCAACUACUUCCUUCUGCAGUGGCAGCUCCUCAUCAUGGUGGUUGUGGGCUUCUUUGGGACAAUUACCUUCUUUCUGGUGGAGUGGAAAGCAGCAGCAGCUCUUGCUGCCCGUGGCUCGGACUACAGCAGCAUUUGAUCCACAUACUGUGCCUAGUCCAACGUGAGGAACAGCACAGGCACCUUUAUUGUGAAAUGACGUGAGAAGGUGAAAAGAUCAAGUUGCUGCAGAGGUUGGGAUGGAGGAAGCUACUACUGAAUCACCAUCAGUUUAACUGCAUGUGGAACAUGAGAGAAAACUCCACAAUUGAAAGGCUUUCCUUGCUUUAAUCAGCUGGGUUUGGUAUUUAUGGUCUUAAAAAUCCAGCGUUAGAAAUGGAAGGGAAUGCAGAGAUCUCUGGAUUGAACAACUCUGUUCUGAGAUGUACCUUUCAGAAUGUAAUUGCCUUGUUUCACUUUACCGUGCACUACAGAAUUAGUUCAGUGGGUUUUUUUCCUCCUAAACUAUUUUCCUAUAUCCUGGUUCUGCAGACACUUGAAUUCUUGUAUUGAACAGUGAUAUUUUUAUAGGGUACAUGGUAUACAGGAUGUCUGUGCAGCUGAGAAAUCAAUUUGUCAUUGACUUUGCCAACAAUUAGACAUGCAGAAGUAUUUCUGUGGGAAAUGUUGCCUUCUUAUUCUCUAUCAUCCAGUUCCUUGUUUCCCAUUUGUUUAUUAAUCUAUUUCAUGUGCUUAAAUUUUAUCAGAUCCAUGUUUUGGGUUUGGGUUUUUUUUUGAAGAAAACGGAUGAAGUUGUAGUGUGCUGCCAAAGAUUUGAGAAGAAUUUGAAGUAGUUGCCCUUGGCCACCUGAAGGAUGUGAUUGUGAGAGCUGUGAAUUGUUGAUGGUUGAAAUCAGCCUCUUGGGUCAGCAUCUCAGAAGGGAACUGUGUUACUGUGUUGGGAUUGCUGCUGAACCUUUCUCAGGGUAAUGCCACACGAAGGACCAUAAGGCACAGCUUCACUCCCAGGCUCCCAAAUAGUUCUUUUUGAGGUCAGUGAAAUUCCCAUCACGAUUGGUGAUGGGAGCAUUAUCUAAGGUAACUUUUUAAAGUGCAAACAGCUCAGAAUGUGAAUUGUAAGAAUAAUCCUGCAGUGUUUGGUCUACUGCAUGGUCUACAAAGACCUGAAACACUUGACCUAAGUUGUUUUAUUCAGGAUAUUUUUGGGAGGACUGUACUGUAAUCUUAUGCUGCCAAAUGCAAAAGCCAGGUUACUAGCACAGUAAGUAAGUUCUAAUCCUAAGCUGUUACAGAUGGUGUAAUACAGGUGAAUGCAACUCACCUGGGUUUUAUCUGUCUACAUGACUCUGUAGUAUUUGCACUUAUGUUUCUGUCUAGUGUGCAAACAAGAUGCAACUGAGAGCAGCUAUGGAACAUUGAGAGGGUGUUUGUAGACACUCCAUGUAGCUAUUUUUAGAAAGGUACCAUUUUCCAACCUUUUUCUAUGCACAGAUCAGGAUGUUAAUAUCUUGUCUUUAAAGAUGAGUAAAAAAAUCCACUCAGUAUGUGUCAGUAGCUCCUACAUGUCAUAACAACGUAGGUAUGCCCAAGGUUAAGCUUGUUGAAGGGAGUAUGGUAUCUCCUGUGACAUCAGCUGUCACUUCUUCUCUCAAAGGGCACAUAACAUGCAGCUCCCAUGAAGCACAGCCCUCUUCAUGCACAGUCAAACAGCAGAGAGGGAUUAUUUAACAGGCAUAGAGAAAGGGAAUUUUAAAUUCACUGCAGGCUUUUGCUGGGAGAUCAGUAAGUUGUUAAUGGGAGGAUGAGAGGGCACCUGAACACUUGGCAAGCAAUCAAAUCCAGGAGGACAGCCAGGAGAGAAAGCCCUUGUGUAUGCACAGGAGAUUUUAAUGAAUGAUGGAAAAGAGAAUGAGGCAGAAUACACACUUGAGCGAGGGGUUACCAGAGCCGCUCCAAUUUGUCAGACAAACUGGGAAAGCAUUCAGUAUUCAAUCAAUAUGUACGAUUAAUGUGACUAGCAGCAUUCUAAUGCCUCUCACUCCUGUUAUCCUGUAAUUUGAAGCAAACUAUUUUUAUAUACCGAACACCAUCAAAGGUAUAACUGAUAGGAGGCUGCCAGCGAUGAGAGUUCUCUUGUUGCUACACAUAUUUGUGUAUUCUCCCAAGUACCAAAAUGGAUAAAGAGCUCUUUUUUUAUGAUAGGGAAUUACUGAUGUUUGUCUCCAAGCACUUCCUGGGACCUGUUUUCCCCUAUAUAUCAACAAGAGAAGAAAGUCUUUAAGGUGCAGAAGGAACAAUUUUGUCCUGCAGUAUGGGGGGGUGUGUGUGUAAUGAUUCUUGGGUCUUGUGGUGAUGAGUAACUUCUAAAUGCUUUUAAAACAAUGCUAUUUAAUUGUAAUAGUCAAGUGCAAGGCCCUACACCUGGGUCGGGGCAAUCCCGGGCACUGCUACAGGUUGGGCAGAGAAGUGAUUCAGAGCAGCCUGAGAAGAAGGACUUGGGGGUGUUGGUCAGUGAGAAGCUCAUGACCAGACUUCAGUGUGUGCUUGAGCCCAGAACUGCCCCCAUGUACUGGGCUGCAUCAAAAGCAGCGUGACCAGCAGGUCGUGGAGGUGAUCCUGCCCCUCUACUCUGCUCUUGUGGGACCCCACUUGCAGCACUGUGUGCGGUUCUGGUGUCCUCAGCAUAAGAAGGACAUGGAGCUGCUGGAGAAAGUCCAGAGGAGGCCACGAGGACGAUCAGGGGCUGGAGCACCUCCUGUGUGGAGACAGGCUGAGAACAUUGGGGCUGUUCAGCCUGGAGAAGAGAAGCUGCGUGGAGACCUCAGAGCAGCUUCCAGUGUCUGAAGGGGGCUACAAGGAUGCUGGAGAGGGACUCUUCAUCAGGGACUGUAGUGACAGGACAAGGGGUGGUGGGUUCAAACUGAAACAGAGGAAGUUCAGGUUAGAUCUUAGGCAGAAGCUCUUCCCUGUGAGGGUGCUGAGGCGCUGGCACAGGGUGCCCAGAGAAGCUGUGGCUGCCCCAUCCCUGGCAGUGUUCAAGGCCAGGUUGGACACAGGGGCUUGGAGCAACCUGCUCUAGUGGAAGGUGUCCCUGCCCGUGGCAGGGGUUGGAACUGGAUGAGCUUUAAGGUCCCUUCCAACCCAAACCAUUCUAUUAUUCUAUAGCUAGGCAACAGCUCUCUCAAUUUGCUUUUUAAAUUGAUCCCUUUUAAUGAUGAACUUCUGUGAUGUUCAUCUGCCAUUGAAGAAUUAUGUGAACUAUUCUCUUUGAAAUUAAAAAAAAUUGCAAGGUUUGGGUGGUUUCAAAAAGCAUUUUGAGACUGAGUUUCAGGGAUGCUCAUGAACUGAAGUUUCAGAACCUCUGUGUAUCUGAUACUUUCCUUUUUUUCCUCUGUUCUGCUUGGUUUGACAAUAUCAGAUAAUGUUAGAAGGCUGUUCAGAAGUAUUUAUUGGGGCAUUAAAGUGAAGAAAGUAAUACUCUGUGACAAGUUGUACAAGAGAUGAUGACAUUCUCAACACUGCAUCAUGGAUAGCUAAUUUUUUUUACUCUGUAAGUAUCACUUUUGCCUUUUGCUCUGAAGAGACAGUUCUGGGUUACUCAAGCUGAUGAUGACACAUGAUUGCUUUUCACUUACAGUGCCAGGAUUUGGCAGGAGGUGAAAAAUCCACCCAGCUCUACACAAUUGUUAGGUCAACAGUUUUGGUACAGUAAUAUAAAAAUUGCUGUAAUAAUGUUUCUUUCAUUACUUUAAGAAAUAGUAAUGCUGCCAUCUAUUUAUGAUUCCAUCUCUUCAUCUUUUUAUCAGCACUUACCCACCCUGAGACCAUUCAUUUCACCUCCUCGGCCUUUGAACAACGUCAUGAUAAUCUGAAUUGGGAGUUUACAGUUAAGUGGAAUUUGAAAAAGGCUUUGGCUGUAUUUUGCUUGGUUUUAUAUUAUGAAUUUUAUCUAUAUAAGCAAAAUAACACUUUAUAUUGCUUGGGUUUAUUGAAAAGAAGUUUCUCACUUGAUUUUUUUUUUUCCCCUUAUCCUUUUUGGUUGUUACUAAGGUUUAAUAUCCUGACAUGUCAUAUCCCCUAGUUUUUCAAACAAAUGCUGAAGAGGAAAUGAAAACUUCUAUUCUUGACAUUUCAGUGCCAAGGAAGCAGCUACAAAUUGGUCUUUAAUGCAGAUCCUAUAAGCCUAUCUUUUGUCUUGCCAGUUGGUUUUCAUUCUGAUAUAUGAAUGUAUUGAAGGUGAAUUUCUCCAGCUGUAGACCUUGUUCAGAAUUAGGUGAUGUGCUUUUACUUGCGUUACAUUAAUUUCCUUGGGUACAAUCAAUAUUAACAAGUUGAGAUAAAGAGAACCACUUAUAAAAUGUUCUUUAUAACUAAUUCUAAUCUAUAAAUCUCUGCAGAUACAGCUGAAUUCAUAAGGGAUUAAAAAAAACCCAACCCAAAAACCCCAAAA